This is a messenger RNA of Fusarium poae, 861 nucleotides long. RefSeq lists its product as uncharacterized. The transcript has a single exon. Bases 1 to 861 code for a protein of 286 amino acids. The record is from RefSeq and is a predicted model, not a curated record. NCBI's taxonomy places the organism in Eukaryota, Fungi, Ascomycota, Sordariomycetes, Hypocreales, Nectriaceae.
AUGGGUGACAAGUUUAUCUUCAUGGUAAUUCUCAGUCGCUAUUGUACUACUGCGGAUGAAUCCAUGGGGCGCGACGCCAUAGUUGGUGAAGGCAUACCAGCGAAGAACACAACGUCAGGUGAAGAAAGCCAGAGUCUUCCGGUUUUCCAAGUCAACGAAGACCUUUGGAAAUAUUCAUGCGCGUACACGACUAGUCUUGGAAGGCCCCAUGAAGUCCGUGGAACACAGAACGAUCUCAACAGUAGCACACUGUUUAUGACAAGAGAGGUACAGAAAGAAUUAUGGGAGAUUGAUUCAUGGAUUAAAGAGAAUAAGCUCGAAUAUUUAAUGGUCUAUCGCAUUAUGGCCAUCGCCUUCACCACCCUAGUUUAUAAGGAAAUGUACCAAGGAAAACAGCGAAUGCAAAGGUGGCCAAUCGAGUGCGAUAUCACGCGACAAGAACGCCAAAACCUCGACGAGACAAUUAAUGACCAGGGUGAAAUCAUACCCAAUUCCUUGAGGGCUAUCACAGAUCUCGUUUCCCUUCAGGUCCAGAAGCUGCAAGAAUACGAAAGUAAUCGACAACCUGGAUCGCCAUCAGUAGAUGAUUAUUUUACCGACACUUGCAAAAAGAUUAAUAGAUCUUCGGACCCGGCUCGUUACGAGAUACCUUUCAGAUUCCUAGAAUACAUGGAGCACGUUACGAAGCUUUGGGAGAAAGACGGAGAUGGCUUCAAAUAUCCAGCCGAGCAAGUCCAGCAUUAUCUCGACAAUCUUCUUAUUUACCGCGCUACCUUGAUCUACAUAUAUAUGUCAAAGUCUGCAGACAACAGCCAUAUCAUCUCCAAUCCUGAGUAUCACAAGCUCAUUCCUGUGAUUUGA